AUGAGCUGGGGUGAUGCUUCAAAGGUGUCUGUCUUGUAUAUUCCCACCAACACUGAUGUUGACAACUAUUGGAAAAAGCAAAGACCUAUAUUCAAGUCUGCCACAGUUGAUUCAGAAUUGUUUUCAAGAUGCUUUGGACACUGCCCUGUAAUUACUGCACAAGGCCGAACACAUCCAGUGACAACAUACUUUCUUGAGGACAUAUAUGAGAGUAUCAAUUAUCGCCUUGCUUCAGAUUCCCCAGCUUCUAUAAGAUAUGAAACAUCUACAAAAGAAAUGCUGCAAAGUGGUCCUGUGAACAACCACAGGGGGAAGAAGAAUCUUGUCUUAUCUGCAUGGGGUGAUGAUUCUAUGCUCUCAGAAGAGUAUAUUAACUCCUAUUAUAUUCCAAGUAGUUAUCAAUCUUUUGGCGAACAAACACAGCAGAAUUUGAAAAGGUUGAAUGAAGAUGUUAUAGACUAUGAUCUUCUUGAAGACUUGGUAUGUCAUGUUGAUGAAACAUGUAGUGAGGAUGCCAUACUCAUUUUUACCUGGAGUGUCAGAAAUCUACAUUUUAUUUGAUAGGUUAGUGGCUUCUUAUCGAUUUGGUGGACCAUCUUCAGAUCCUUGACAUUCAUCUAUAGCAUCAACUGAUCAAAAAAAGGUGUUCUUACGACCUCCUGAUAACAUAUGGAAGGUAGAUUUUGCUUUAUUUUACUCUUGUGGUUAACGAUAAUGAUAUAUACUAUUCUUCAGUGAUUCUCUGUUUGCAACAAACUUCUUAUGUUUUAUUUUUUGGGGAUAAUAUUGUGCUAGUCUGCUUUAAGGAAAUAAAGACUGCAGAUUUUUUU
Molecule: messenger RNA, 830 nt
Organism: Pistacia vera
Lineage: Eukaryota; Viridiplantae; Streptophyta; Magnoliopsida; Sapindales; Anacardiaceae
Product: DExH-box ATP-dependent RNA helicase DExH7, chloroplastic-like
Exons: 5
Coding region: 1-561 (186 amino acids)
Source: RefSeq, a predicted model, not a curated record